Molecule: messenger RNA, 591 nt
Organism: Pseudonaja textilis
Lineage: Eukaryota; Metazoa; Chordata; Lepidosauria; Squamata; Elapidae
Gene: CLEC3A
Product: C-type lectin domain family 3 member A
Biological process (GO): ossification
Source: RefSeq, a predicted model, not a curated record
AUGAAGCCUGGAGCGAGUCUGAUUUUCCUUUUCAUAGCCAUAGCUUUGCUGGAUCUAGGGAUUGCCCAAGCUUCCCCUUUCAAGACAAAUAAGCACGCCAAGCGGAGAGUAAAAGAGAAAAAUGGUGACCUUAAGAGUCAAAUUGACAAGCUUUGGAAAGAGGUAAAUGCGCUGAAAGAAAUGCAAGCCUUACAAACAGUCUGCCUUCGUGGAACAAAGAUCCACAAGAAAUGCUACCUGGUCUCUCAAGGUGCAAAACAUUUCCACGAAGCCAACGAAGACUGCAUAGCCAAAGGUGGGACCCUUGCUAUUCCCAGAGAUGGAGAUGAAACCACAGCCCUAAGAGAGUACAGCAAGAAGGGCUUACCAGGGGUGGCAGAGUUUUGGCUCGGUGUCACUGACAUGGUAAAUGAGGGAAAAUUUGUGGACGUCAACGGAAUGGUCUUGAACUACUUCAACUGGGACCGUUCACAACCCAACGGGGGGAAGCGUGAGAACUGUGUCUUGUUUUCUCAGCCAGGUCAAGGAAAAUGGGUGGAUGACGUCUGCCGUACUGUUAAACAUUACAUUUGUGAAUUCCUGAUCCCUUAG